AAUGGAAACACACCAUUUCGUUUUAUCAUAACCCUUUCUACUCUUCUCUCCACAACUUUCUGCCGCUCUCCAAUUCUCAUAACCCAAACUUUAAUGUUGAGGAUCUGACAUUUUUUUUCACAAAGAAUGAGGUCUACCAUUUACACAUCUUUCUUCUCCUUUUGGAGCCUGUUUCUAUGCAAAUUAUUUUUUAAUAUUUUUGCUUCAUUUUGUUUGCAAAUGCAUGUUCGAAGAGUAUUUGUCGGACUUUGUUGAAAUUUUCAAGUGAAUUUCGUUUCCUUGGUUCAUUGUGGUUUUAAAGAGGCGCAUAAGAUUUCCAGCUUGGAAAACAAGAGAGUCAGAGUUUCUGUUUUGUCCAUUUUCCUCUAGCAGAGAGUAAAAAAAGGCAGAUUUUGGAACUAUGAAUUUGUGCCACAGGGACGAUCGUUGCUUCCCUGAGUUCAUAGCCAUCGUCGCCGACACAAGUUCCGAAAUGUCAUUAUUAGUUGAAUUUUCAAAAUAGAUUUGCAUUUUCCAUAGCUUCAGAACUUAAAUCCGAACACCACUCCAGUUUUCCCAUGUUGAACGGAGUUUUAGCAGAACCAGAUUUAGGAAAUAAAAAAAAUCGGGUCCUUUCCCCUUUGUUUCAAAAAAAUUGGUUGUUGGAUGAGUGUUAAUUUUUCAAGGCGAGGAGAUGGAGGAAGAGUUGAUUAUUCGGAGUAAUAACAACAUGGUGUCAAGUGUUAUAGAGAAAAGUGGAGGGGAUGGGUCGUUGUUGUUGAGGGCGAGUUUCUAUAGCACAAGGCAAGCAACAACAUUAGAUUUGGUGUUGCAGUGGGGGAAUCAGAAGCGGCUAAGGUGCAGGCCAAGGAUGAUGUUUCCAACCCAGUUCAAAGGACAAUGGUUCGGGUUCGGGUGGAUCGUCGGGUCGCUAGAACCGAUAAGAAUUCUUUAAAUAAGUCCACGUUCGGUGUCAAUAAUAACAACCUUGGAGUUGGACACAUUCAUAAUAAUCACCAUCAAAGUAACGGGUAUCCAAAUCUUCAACAACGUCCGUCUUUGCCGCAACCACGAAUUCUCAAGAACUGAGAAAAUUCAAGUGCCAUGAGAGGAGGACAAAGCAACGGGGGUGUUAGGGGAAUUGCCUCACCGAACAGGGGUGCGCACGAUAAGAGGGGGACCCAUAACAACCACCUUAAUGACAAUAACAAGUCCGCAGCCUCGUCGGACACCGCGCACGAUAGCAAGAAGGGAGGGUCGCCGUCCGGCAGCGGGGAGGCGGCUCCGCCGGUGUGGCCACCCAAGUUCGUGAUUGCCUUGACCAACAAGGAGAAGGAAGAAGAUUUUCUCGCCAUUAAAGGCUCAAAACUGCCUCAGAGACCCAAGAAGAGAGCCAAAUUCAUUCAACGCACCCUCAAUCUCGUCAGUCCUGGCGCAUGGUUAUGCGAUCUUACCUUGGAACGAUAUGAGGUUAGGGAGAAGAAAAUAUCCAAAAAGAGACCGAGAGGUUUGAAAGCAAUGGGAAACAUGGAGUCGGAGUCUGAAUAGAGAGAGAGAGUGUGUGAAUGAUGCUUUAUGUUUGCUAAGGAUGUAGGAUAAUGUAAAGCAUGGCAUGGCAUCUCAGCUGCGUGCAAAAAAAUCCAAAUCCAAAUACUAAUAUUUUAGCUUUGCCUCCGCUUAA
Messenger RNA from Cajanus cajan (pigeon pea), 1660 nucleotides. The record is from RefSeq and is a predicted model, not a curated record. Lineage: Eukaryota; Viridiplantae; Streptophyta; Magnoliopsida; Fabales; Fabaceae.